CCCUGAUCCAUCGCUGAACACUCCACAUUAGCCUGGCGGGGUCAAGUCCAUAUAUAAAACAAUUUCUAUUCACUUUUCCACAUUGUGGUACUCUCGAUUUUAUCGACCCCUGACAGGUAAAUUGAACUCGCCACCUGAGCACAUUGCCUGUUUGCUCAUGUCAGAGAUAUAAGAAGAAGAAAAUAGCUAUAGUAAUAUAAUGGAUAACAUAAUAAAAAUAAUAACGGUUGUUUAAUUAUUAUUUUUAUAAACUCAGAGUGAGCGACGAAGGCCUUGUUUCGAGACGACAAGAGCUAUGAAAGACGCACACGCAUACAGACACGUGUGUGUGUGUGAUGGCCAAGCUGAGCUAAAAUAUUCACCAACAGGGGGCCAACCUCGCAGACAUUCAGCCUUUCUCCCGAGCCUCGUGGAAUUAUAAAAAGUCAUAUUUCUCCAACAACUAUAAAUUGCUUGGGCAAUAGAGGAGCGCGUAUAAACGUGUGUGUGUGUUCGCGUGCGCGGUACUGCGUGUGCAUUGUAUACUGCUCGCCAGUAAGUAGCGUGCAUUAUGGAAUAAGUGAGUGAAUGAAGGGGAUAGUUUGCUUAUUUUUCAUUAUUUAUUUCACGAUGCGCUUUGCAAUCCCUUAAACUCCGCCCUAACACGCCAUCCUCUCUCCUCCCUCCUUCCCCCUCUCCCUCCCUUUUCUCUCUUAUUCUCUCCAACCAUACCAUCCCAUCUCACCCCGACACCACCACCCACUCAACCCCCCCCCGCCUCAUCAUCCAUCUCAGACAGCGGCGCCUGCCUUCAUUCCCCAUCCUUUCGCUCGCAUUCCGAUAAAAGCGACCCGGCGCUAGGCGCGAGGUGUCCUGCUAUAUCGUGAUCGCGCACGCACACUAUCGUCUCCCACACACAGUCGCAUACACACACACAUGUGCGCGCACAUUCAAUUGACAGACGGGACGCACGCAUGUGUAAUAGUGAUGAUGAUCGUUAUUAGUCGUUGUGCUCCGAUCAGCACCUUGGAGAGCGGCGCCUUUUGAGCGCAGCAUCGCAGCCGUUUCGCCUUCCGCGCGUGCUUCGGUUGGUGUUGUUCUCUUGUUGGACCGAGGCGCUGCAAACACGGACGGUGGCGGUCCGUGGAGUGGACAGAGAGCAGCGCGGGCAAGGAUCAGACUCCAACGGAGCCAAGGUGGAGUGAGUGGCGGCGACGAAACGAGAGGGAGCCGCGGCACAGAGACGGGAGACGUCGCAAGGCAGGCGGCGAGAGGCGCGACGGCACGGAGAGGGGAGGUGGUCGGAGGCGAAUCAGAAGACGCAGAGAGCCGAGAGAAGAAGGGAAACGCAGGAAGAAUUCUGCGAAAGAAUCUGCCCGCACUCAAGGAUUGAGAUCGAGUUUCAUCCAACACUUGUUUCGCAAUUAGCGCAGCGGCAGCGGCAGCCCCUCGGCUCUUCUCGCUUUCCGAGCUGCGAUCGAGGGUCGCUCGCCAAGCACAGAGAGAGAGAGAGAGAUGGGACACUAGUGUCGCAAAGCACAUAGCCUUGCUCUCCUUUCUGCAGGAGGAUCUCUCGCUUCCUCUCUCUCUCUCGCUCUCUCGCUCUCUCGUCCGCACGGGGUCUGUGCGCCGAUCACGCCACCCCCACACAACGACUCCAAGCCGCGCUCCCGUCCAAGUCUCGCCUCGCCCCCGCGUGUCACCGGGUCCCGUCUGGUUACUGCUGCUGCCGCUGCUCCUGCCGCUCGCUGCUAGCGCCAUGCUCUGUGGAGAGCGAGUGGCCCCGUGGGCGGCCGCCGGCCUCUUGUACCUCGCCUCCCUGAGUCUCCUCGCGGUCGCCGUCCUUUGCCAAGGGGCGCUCGCCCACGCCGGCGGCGGCGGAGUGACGGCCCAUCAACAGCGGCACGUCCGGGCAGUUCCGGACACGUGCGAGGUCAUCGCGGCACGACGCUGCUGCAACAAGAACAAGAUCGAGGAGCGAUCGCAGACCGUCAAGUGCUCCUGCCUGCCGGGCAAGGUGGCCGGCACCACGCGCGCUCAGCCCUCCUGCGUCGACGCGUCGAUAGUCGUGGGCAAGUGGUGGUGCGAGAUGGAUCCGUGUUUGGAAGGCGAGGAGUGCAAGACUCUUCCGGACAACUCUGGCUGGAUGUGCAUAGCUGGAAACAAAGUCAAGACGACACGGUUUUCCGGGUCCUGAUCUUUGGAGAAUUAACCACCCUUGUCUGCACGGUGAUCAACAACAACAAGAACAGCAGCAGCAACACAUUGUCGCGGAUGGUAAAAUCAUCACGGGGGGGGGGGGGGGGAGAAUUCAAGCACAAUAUACAGCGCGCCAAUUAAAUAAUAACAAUAUAGGAUGUAUAUAACCGCGUGGUGAAAUAAUGAAAUUAUCACUCACUCCGGCAUGGGCGACGUCGGCUCUUGGCACAUCGAGAGCCGACACAGCAGCAGCAGCAGCAAUAAGUAGCAGAGCAGUAGCAGGAGUCGCGUUCACGGCCCGGACAGCAACACAAUUCAGAAGCAGCAGCAAUGUCGGAAAUCAGUAACAAGUCAUCAGCAACAUUAGCGCGAGUGGUAGCAUCGAACUUGGCAACAACGGUAGCAGCAGCAGCAACAGCAACAACAUUGACAUGAGCAGCAGAAUCAUCAUCAUCAUUAACUACUGUACAGAAGCAGAACCAUCGACAGCAGCAACGGUGAUCAACUACGUAAGUCGUGACAGCAACAUCAAUGAGCAACAGCAUCAGAAGCAACAGCGCAAUCAUGGAAAGGGAGCGGCAACUAUGGAAGAAGCAACGAUGACAGCACCAGCGUGCCACUGCGAUAGCUGCAACGAAACGCACGCGGAUUUAACAAACAACAACGACAACGACAAAAAUAUCGAAGAACCCUUUUAAGUCGAUGGGAGGGAAAGAUCGCGAUUAAUUGCGUAAAAUAAAAUCCGCGUGGCCGGGGAGGCCGGAGUCUCGUGCCGUCGAAUCCGCGGAGAUGCCGUGGCACCUGCACGCACCCUCAGACGUUCUCCGAGCGCAGUUUGGUUUUCUCGUUUCCAGUUUCUCUGCGACGACGGAUUACGGAACGGGGGGUGGGGUUGUGGUGGUGGUGGUGGUGGGUGGGAGGCGCCGUGGGGGGGGGGGGGCACCGUCCCUCCGAGUCCUCCCACAACACCACCGGCUAACCCAAAACUCAACCGAGGUGCGGGCGCGUUUGGUGCGACCCGAAGACUGGGCAGGGCUGGCCUCGUGCUCUCCGAGCCGCCCGCCGCCGGGCCCGACCCGAAAACUCUGCGCGGUUUGAGCAGCAAAAACGGUCCGCGGGUUUGUCUUGGUUGCGUUACACAUUCCGUUUAACUGUGCGAGUACAAUUUCACCGGUUUUAUAUCCCGACAGAAUGGAAUGGGACAGGCGGCGGGAUGCUUGCGAACGAACCCCCCCCCCCCCCCCCCGCCGCCCCCCCCCGCCCCAUCCUUGCUGCGUAUUCUCAACAACAACAACAACAACAAAAAAACAACACAAAAUUUUCGAGUCUCGUUUAAAUAUUGUUAUAAUUGGGGUGACAAUUUCACUCUUUAUUUAUUCCCAUCGGUGUAAAUAUCUGCAAAGAGAAGGACGAGCAAACCCUUUAAGAUGGAGUUAUGAGACAUAACCUAUUUCUGUUUUAUGUUUACUCUCCGUAGCCUGUAUACGACACGCGUAGGGUAAAGAGUGAUUUUGUGCAAAUGACAUCAGUCUUUGGAGGGGUUUUUUUUUAGUUGGAUGGUUUAUUUUUUAAUAUGCGUCAACUUGUUCCAAAUGAGCGAAGCGAAAAGGGGUUGAAUGUUUUACAAAUGUGUGGAUGAUGUGAGUUGUAUAAAAAAAACACACAAGCAAGGCUUUUAAAGCUACUGCCGUCGUUAUUUUUGCCAACAGUUUUUUUUUGGUUUCACCUUUUUUCAUUUUCCCCUUCAUUUAAAAUUGCGCAAGAUGUCAAAUUCGCUUUUCAAAAAAAUGUAUCACUUGGCGAUCACCGAAUCGUUUAAAUUUCACGGAAGAUGCGAUCACAGCAAAGAACAGCAACUGAAAAUAACAAAGAGUUCCAAGCACAUUGUUCGAUAAAAAAAAUGUAUAUUAUUUUAUCGUCAUUGAUUUAUUUCUGUUGGUUUAAAUGUACUUUUCAAGACCGCCGUAACCUUGAGAGUAUGGCUGUAAUGUAACAUAUGAGAGUUUUUUCAGGCUGUGUGGUGACUCAAAUUAACGUAUUGUUACACACACUUCCACAGGAGUCUCAUUAACCAUGCCAAGCUUCUGUGUAAAGCCCUCUCUCAAUGACCAAAGUAUCUCGCGUGUCUCACCUCCUUCUCAGAGUUUUGCGAUGUUAUUUGGGAAACUUAAGACGAAAAAAAGAGUCCGUUUCAUGCUUAGACAGAAGGGUAAUUCGAACUAAUAAUUUUAAAAGAAAAAAAAGUUCAAAUUGCUGAUACUUUUUUUUUUACAGAUUCUACAAAUUUCUCACCGAUUUUGGUGGAUCAACGUGUUUUUGGUGAACACAUUACACCGGCAGACAGGCUCCCGAUGAAAGAAAAUUGUGCGCUUGCAAUGCAUUACCUGAAUGUUUAUGGAGUGUGUGUGUGUCGACAUUUGUGUGAAUCGUUGGCAGUGCUGCAUCAUUUAAAACUACGCGAGCAAAAUUACGUCAUGGGAAAACAAUACCUUUACCUAUUGGCAAUGAAUGAGCAUUAGGAGGCCUAAAUCAUCUUUAAUUAGUAACAAGUAAAAUCGGGUAUUUGACCUACUCUUCCACGCUGUUUAGACAUCUCGGAAGGAAGUCCGAGUACCCGCACUCUACCGCACCACAGACGAUGCUGCCGAUUGGCUAACUGUGGUGGCACCUAUUUUCCGCACCUCCGAUUAGCACGCUUGGCUACGUACGGUGCAGGAUUUAAAUAGCACUUGUGCCGUUAUUUUUACUGCCACACCAGGAGAUUUAAUCAACAUCGGUGACCACUGGAUUGCAAGUCCAGCGAGCUGACCGUUACACCACGGUAACAUCCUCACGCGUUUAUCAGAAUACGUUUGAAAUGGACCAGCCAAUGAGGCCAGACAACAAAGCGGCUGGGUUUCAUGGGACAAACCACUCCGAGCUCACACGUCUCGAAAUCUCACGCCCGAAAGUAAUUGUGUUUAUUCCCCAUAAUGGUUGAAAUUGCUUUAAUACAUCCAAGCUAAACUGCACAAUGACACGUCCACUUAUUUGUAUUAAAAUAAAUUACUUAUUAAAUGGCAUAAAAUUGGGGAGGGUUUUUUUUUUCACGUGGCUUUACAAUAAUUGGUGAACGAAAUAAAAUAAAAUAGGACCGGUGUACACAGUGAGCAAUGGAAUCUCAAGUCGCAUUCAAAUAAAUGCGGGCCACACACCUCACAAAAAAUAUUGUUGUAGUCCCAUUUGAGUCUUCCUUACCAAAGUUUUCCCCAUCACCAUUUAUUCAAAAGGUCACACCCCUUGUUUUUAAAUAGUAUUUGUGGCUCGUUUUAAAUCACGAAACAAUACGAUUUUGAAAGUGAACACGCCAGUGCUUUAAAAGGUGAAGCCCUUCAAAUUAUUGCUCAUGCCGCUGCUGGUGAAAGGGCCUCCAUGGGAGUAAUCUUUAGACGGUAUUUGGCCCACUCUGACCCACACUGAUCACGUCUUGUAAGAGGUGAGAGUACUCACACUUUUCCCCAUCGCCACCACCACCAUAUGGGAUCUGCUGAUCAAACUGUGGUGAAACCAUUCAUACUCGUGGUUGGAGACAUUGUUUCACCUGCCAUCCCCCGGUGAGACGGAACCGGCCAACUCUAGAGAAUGCAAUCACGUGUGUCGGCCAGCACAGUGGCACUACAAUGGUAGAAAGGUCAUCAAACACACACACAAUACUGCAUCGCAUGAUAAUUAUACAGAAAGCCUCGGAGGCUUUUAUUUCUUCAUAUUAUUUGUACGGGAACGGAAAACGGAAGUGCCCAGAAUAUGUGAAGCAUUUAAGAGUGGAGGACGUUCAAAAUUUCACACAGAUUGCCCGUCAGAAACCGUAUUGACAAAAGGGGCGACCGAUCGUAGCAUGAAUAUUUUUAAAACAAUGGUUUCAUAACAGAGUGGGCAACUAUUGUUGUUAAACCACCACAUCACCGGUAAAAAAUACGUCUCUGUACACUGCACUGCUCGACUUUGAAAUUAUCUCCAAUCAUCGUCUCUCAUCCAAGUUAUCGUAGCCUUGUUCAAGUCAAGAAACGUGUUACACUCUUAUCGAAUAUAACUUUGAUCGUGCUGGAUCAUUUCUAUUUGGGGGGGG
Petromyzon marinus (sea lamprey) is the source of this 6283-nucleotide messenger RNA. RefSeq names its product chemokine-like protein TAFA-1. The record is from RefSeq and is a predicted model, not a curated record. Gene Ontology annotation, molecular function: receptor ligand activity. NCBI's taxonomy places the organism in Eukaryota, Metazoa, Chordata, Hyperoartia, Petromyzontiformes, Petromyzontidae. Gene Ontology annotation, biological process: neuroblast differentiation; regulation of neuroblast proliferation.